AUGGCGAUCGACUUCAUCGAGAGCGAAAGAAAGAAUGUUGUGCGCUAUGAUGUCACACAGAAAGACCCGGUGGACUUCUCCUUCAACCCACUGGCUGACCCCCGUUUUGUGUUUUACGACCACUCGCUGGUGGAGGCGGUGAAGCUGGAGAACCCAGAGGUCCACGCCUUCUUCAGGCUGCUGGCGCUCUGCCACACCGUCAUGGCCGAGGAGAAGAAAGAAGGUGAGCUUCUCUACCAGGCCCAGUCGCCCGAUGAAGGAGCUCUGGUGACAGCCGCCAGAAACUUUGGAUUUGUCUUCCGCUCGCGAACACCGGACAGCAUUUCCAUCGUGGAAAUGGGAAAGCAGCGCAGCUACGAACUCUUGGCCAUCCUGGAUUUUAACAACGUCCGCAAGAGGAUGUCCGUCAUUGUUCGGAGCCCAGAGGGGAAACUGUCUCUGUACUGUAAAGGAGCGGACACGAUCGUCUACGAGAGGCUCCAUCAGUCCUGCAGCAAACUGAUGGAAGCCACAACGGAACAUCUGAACGAAUUUGCAGGCGAGGGCCUCCGGACUCUGGCUCUGGCCUACAAGGAUUUGGACGAAGCGUUUUAUAGUGAAUGGAAGCAGCGCCACCACGAGGCGAGCACCGAGCUGGACGACAGGGAGGCCAAGCUGGACAAGCUGUACGAGGAGAUAGAGACGGAUCUGCUGCUGCUCGGAGCUACAGCCAUAGAGGACAAGCUACAGGAUGGAGUUCCUCAGACCAUCGAGCAGCUGUCCAAAGCUGACAUCAAAGUCUGGGUUUUGACUGGUGACAAACAAGAAACUGCAGAAAACAUUGGUUACUCGUGCAACUUACUGCGCGAAGAGAUGAACGAGGUUUUCAUCAUCUCGGGAAGCUCGUCUGAUGACGUCAGACAAGAGCUCAGAAACGCGCAGACCUCCAUGAAACCGAAUGCAGCAGAGAACUCUGAGAUUUUAUCAGAAGAGACGAGCGAAGGAGUGAAACUGAUGAAAGAUGAGGCGAUUAACGGAGAGUACGGCCUCGUGAUCAACGGACACAGUCUGGCGUUCGCCUUGGAGCGCAGCAUGGAGCUGGACUUCCUCAGGACGGCCUGUAUGUGUAAAUCGGUGAUCUGCUGCAGGGUGACCCCUCUGCAGAAGGCUCAGGUGGUUGAACUGGUCAAGAAAUACAAGCAGGCCGUCACACUGGCCAUAGGUGAUGGAGCAAAUGACGUCAGCAUGAUCAAAGCGGCGCAUAUAGGUGUGGGCAUCUCGGGUCAGGAGGGCAUGCAGGCGGUCCUGUCCAGCGACUACUCCUUCGCCCAGUUCCGCUUCCUGCAGCGCCUCCUGUUGGUGCACGGCCGCUGGUCCUACAUGCGCAUGUGCAAGUUCCUGCGCUACUUCUUCUACAAGAACUUCACCUUCACCUUCGUCCACUUCUGGUUCGCCUUCUUCUGUGGCUUCUCUGCACAGACGGUGUAUGACGAGUGGUUCAUCACGCUCUACAAUCUGAUGUACACAGCACUUCCUGUGCUGGGAAUGAGUUUGUUCGAUCAGGAUGUGAACGAUGUGUGGAGUUUCCAGCAUCCGCAGCUCUACGUUCCGGGUCAGCUGAAUCUUUACUUCAGUAAGAAGGCCUUCUUCAAAUGUGCCAUUCACAGCUGCUACAGCUCCCUGGUGCUCUUCUUCAUCCCCUACGCUGCUCUGCACGACACAGUGAGGGAUGAUGGGAAGGACGUGGCUGACUACCAGUCCUUCGCCCUCCUCACACAGACAUGUCUGCUGUUUGCAGUGAGCAUCCAGCUGGGGUUGGAGAUGUCUUACUGGACGGCGGUGAACACCUUCUUCGUGUUGGGCAGUUUGGUCAUGUAUUUUGCCGUCACGUUCACCAUGUACAGUAACGGCUUGUUCCUCCUUUUGCCGUCAGCGUUUCCUUUUAUAGGAUCAGCUCUGAACUCUCUGAGCCAGCCCAAUGUUUGGCUGACCAUCGUCCUCACCUCCACCCUGUGCAUCCUUCCUGUGGUGACCUACCGCUUCUUGUUGAUUCAGCUUUGCCCCACCAUCAAUGACAAGGUGAUGUUUAAGGUGAGACAGGCCAAAGCAACUCUUCCCCCUCCUGCUCGCCGGGCUAAGAUCCGCCGCAGCAGCACCCGCCGCUCAGGCUACGCCUUCUCACACGCGCAGGGCUACGGGGAUCUGGUGACUUCGGGUCGGUUCCUGCGGCGUCCUGCCAUAUCGCGAUCUUCAGGCUUCCCCCAAGUGGGUCGGACCACCACGGGGUUCAGUCCCAUGGGACGAUCAGCGGGUUACAGCCCGACGGGACGUCCUCAGAACUUAAAGGUCCCGGACGUGGAGGUGACGUCCCUGCAGAUGUACAGGACAAUCACAGAGCCGCCCCUCUGA
This is a messenger RNA of Nematolebias whitei (Rio pearlfish), 2388 nucleotides long. RefSeq names its product phospholipid-transporting ATPase ID. The coding region runs from base 1 to 2388 and encodes 795 amino acids. The transcript is spliced from 15 exons. Gene Ontology annotation, cellular component: plasma membrane. Gene Ontology annotation, molecular function: ATP hydrolysis activity; ATPase-coupled intramembrane lipid carrier activity; ATP binding. The record is from RefSeq and is a predicted model, not a curated record. Gene Ontology annotation, biological process: Golgi organization; phospholipid translocation. NCBI's taxonomy places the organism in Eukaryota, Metazoa, Chordata, Actinopteri, Cyprinodontiformes, Rivulidae.